UGCAGAUUUUUUUUGACACUGAUUGAAGCUUAAUUUAAUUUAACUUGUUCAAAAAGAGAAGCACUUCUAUAUUAAUAUGAAUGUAAAGUAGAUCUUUAACACCAAGCUGAUCCGUUUGAAGGUGAAAAUGACUAAUUUACUUACAGAAAUCUACGAACUAGGCCAAUGACUUGAUGUCAGAAUGCAGAGAUUGAAGUGCAUUAUGGGAAAUGUAGGAUCCAUUACUUUCUGAAAAUGUUCACUCAUUAUCAGACGUUAACUGUUUUUCCUGCUCUCUGAUUGGUUAGUUUAUAUGUUUAACAUUCAUAGCUCUUCCCACUUUCUUGGUGUCCGAAAUGGAUUCCCUACCUCCUUCACCAUCCUCACCCCCUCACCCCUGUGUGCAAUGUGCUAGACUGAGUUCAGCCCCUUCGGCUGGAGGCUCGGGUUUAUCUGGAAGCAAAGAGAAAGCCAUUCAGGGGCUGCACUCCGUGAGGUGAAGGAAGGCUCCGUCGUGGACGCUGCUGGGGGGGAACGAGACAGGACCUGGAACCGGGGAUUUGACCUUUUCCGCAUAAACUUGGGUUUGUGAGCGCGAGCGGGGAGCCAUGGUGCUGUUCUCUGCCCUUUGGGCGCUCUUGCUGUGCCAGCUUUUAACAUCAUCCUCUGCACAGAGGCCAGGCCCCAGAGGAGCCACUGGGCCACCAGGACCCCCAGGAUCACCGGGAAGGGAUGGCACAGAUGGGAAACCUGGACCUGCUGGACUGCCUGGCAAAGCUGGUCCCAAAGGAAAAGGAGGAAUACCAGGAUCACCAGGAAAACCAGGCCUGCCAGGACUUCCAGGGAUCGAUGGUUUGACCGGUCCUGAUGGUCCUGCUGGCAAAGAUGGACCCCCAGGAGAAGCAGGUGAACCAGGACCUUCGGGACCACCUGGGACUCCUGGCAGAGGGAGACCAGGAGCUGCAGGACUACCUGGAACCAAUGGGUUGCCAGGCGGAGUCGGACCUCAGGGUCCAGCAGGUGCUGAGGGUCUUUCAGGACUUCCUGGACCUCCUGGCUCUGAUGGACCUCCAGGGCUUCCUGGCAGCCUUCAAGAUCUUAGUGGAGACCUUCUGUGUCCUGCAAUCUGCCCCCCUGGUCCCCCUGGUGCACCUGGGAUGCCAGGAUUCAAGGGACACACUGGACACAAAGGAGACAAGGGAGAGCCUGGAAAAGAUGGAGAGAAGGGGGACCCUGGCCCACCCGGACCAGCAGGUAUUCCUGGUACAGUCGGUCUGCAGGGCCCACGUGGUCUGAGAGGUUUACAAGGCCCAAUGGGACCUGUAGGCGACAGAGGCUUCCCGGGUUUCAGAGGCAAGCCUGGCAUUGCCGGCAUCAUUGGAAAGACAGGUGAUACUGGAGAAAAAGGACCACAAGGAUUCAAAGGACCCAAAGGAGAAAUUGGUAAAAUUGGUCCCAAAGGAGCUCCUGGGGGAGCAGGACCCAAAGGGGAGCCUGGUAUUCCUGGCAGAGAUGGCAAAGAUGGAACACCAGGGUUGGAUGGGGAGAAGGGUGAUGCUGGACGCCACGGAGUAGUAGGAGAAAAAGGACCCAAUGGACUUCCUGGUCUGCAAGGAAAGGCUGGUGCAAAGGGGUCCAAAGGAGAAGUUGGUGAUCCAGGGAAGGCUGGGGAGAUGGGACCCUCUGGAGAGCCAGGUAUUCCUGGUGAGAUCGGUGUCCCAGGAGAGAGGGGUAUAGCAGGUCCCAGAGGAGUAGCAGGAGGUAUUGGACCAGCUGGCAAUCCUGGGCCCCAGGGAGUGAGAGGCUUCCAGGGAGUUAAAGGCGCUUUGGGUGAUCCAGGUCUUCCAGGACCAACAGGGCUGCGUGGAGAUUUUGGUGACAGGGGUCCAGUUGGAGCUUCUGGAGCAAAGGGAGAAAUGGGCGUGGCAGGAAGUGAUGGUUUACCAGGAGAGAAUGGAGAGCCUGGUCCUUUUGGUCCAGUUGGACAAAAAGGCGAGUCAGGGAAGCGAGGUGAACUGGGGCCAAAGGGGGUAACAGGUCCACAAGGAGAGCUCGGUGCAAGAGGGCCUCCAGGAAAACCAGGACCAAUGGGCUUCCAAGGUGAACAGGGUGUGCCGGGAAUCCCAGGAAAGAUAGGUGUUCCUGGCAAACUGGUGAGUGAGCAGCACAUCAGAGAGCUCUGUGGUUCAAUGAUUGAUGAUCAGAUCGCACAGCUGGCUGCUAAUCUGAGAAGACCUCUGGCACCUGGAAUGGUGGGUCGUCCUGGUGCUCCUGGAUCUAAUGGACAGCCGGGAGUUGCUGGCUCUAUUGGGCAUCCAGGCGCCCGUGGACCACCAGGGUAUAGAGGCCUGCCAGGAGAACUUGGAGAUCCAGGCCCCAGAGGUGAUGUUGGUGAGCAAGGUGACAAGGGCCCCAUUGGCAAAGCCAUUGACGGGCCCCAGGGAGACCAAGGAAACCAAGGUCUUCCAGGAGUACCUGGAAUUGUCAAAGAUGGUCGCGAUGGGUCUCCAGGAGAUCCAGGUGAGCCUGGAGAGCCAGGCAGGGUAGGUAGGACUGGGCAUCAGGGACCUCCUGGGAUCUGUGAUACAUCAGCCUGCCAGGGAGCAUCAGCUGCAGGGAAAUCCUCCAACCCCAAAAACCAUUAAACAUGACUCCCUGCAGCCUGACAUCCCCCACACUGACAGGUGGGGAGAGAGUGAUAUGUGAAGAGGGAGGAAAUGAAAGACGAGAGAUCACAAAAAAAGUCUUCUUUAUUUAAAUACAUGUAUCACAAGAUGGGAAGAGUAACAUCAGUGGGCGUGAUGCUUUGAAAGGAAUGGAGGAACAUCCCAGGAGUGAUAUGAAAACCAAAGCAAUUGAGAGACAAAAAAAAAGAAGAAAAAAACCCACAAAACACAGAUGACAUCCACAAAAAAUGGCCAGAGGAAUGGAGAACAUCUGCAUUGAUGCCAGUACUAUCACAUAACAAGACUUGACUGAGAACUGGAUUGCAUAACAAGUCAUUUGUUUGUAAAAACUUUUUACAUGGUGUUUCUUUGCCCCUUUAACUUUGGUUAACAUCCUCAUGGCAGACAGCACACUACAAACUUACUGUCUCUGAAGUAAAUGUGCAUGUAUGAUGGUCCAUUGUAUAAAGCACAGGUGUUACCUCAACAUGCAAGCUUACAUUGUAAAAUAUGGAAAUAAGUGCCAGAGGGAAAAAGCCUGAGUCGAGGAGCUGUGUAUGUACUGUAAAAGCAAUAAAAAAACAGAUAACUAGAUGCCCAGAAAUUGUGUAGAUUUAAUACAAAACUAAAUCUUUUAAUAGUCAUAUUUUUUACAGCUUGUUUUCUAUUUUUGUUUUUAACAUGUGAAGCUGAUUCUGUAGAUUUGCGAAUCACAAACAGAACAAAACUUGUGGAUUCAUAAAUGAGACGUAAAAUGCGUACGUUAAAAAGGCUUAGAAGUUUGUUUUUAUAAGGUUUUUCAAGGUUAUUUUUUCUAACUUGCAACGACAACAUCCACUAUGUACUUCCGGUGCUGUAACUAUUAAAUAUACAUGACU
Messenger RNA from Melanotaenia boesemani (Boeseman's rainbowfish), 3523 nucleotides. It is a transcript of the gene col9a3, whose product is annotated as collagen, type IX, alpha 3. Lineage: Eukaryota; Metazoa; Chordata; Actinopteri; Atheriniformes; Melanotaeniidae. The coding region runs from base 588 to 2624 and encodes 678 amino acids. The transcript is spliced from 32 exons. The record is from RefSeq and is a predicted model, not a curated record.